Mytilus californianus (California mussel) is the source of this 890-nucleotide messenger RNA. RefSeq names its product MAM and LDL-receptor class A domain-containing protein 1-like. The record is from RefSeq and is a predicted model, not a curated record. Gene Ontology annotation, cellular component: membrane. The transcript is spliced from 4 exons. NCBI's taxonomy places the organism in Eukaryota, Metazoa, Mollusca, Bivalvia, Mytilida, Mytilidae. Bases 108 to 890 code for a protein of 260 amino acids.
CCAGAAAUACAACCAUAUCUCUAGAUGCACUUCCAUCGAUUUCAUGUGAGAAUGGUCUAAGAAUAAACAUUGAGACGAUUGACAUCAUUCGGACUAGUAAAAACUGUAUGUCAAGGGAACAUCAAUGCAGUAUAAUCGGUGAUGCUGUUAAUAUAGUGAAACAGCAAUGUGAUAACGAGUUAUCAUGUACGAUAGAUAUGCAUGCCAUAACUACUAUUCCAGUGAAUUGUUUAGAGAGUUUUGGAUAUUUUAACUUUUCAUACACGUGUGAGAUUAAUGUAAUGUCCUGUGACUUUCAUACAAGUUGGUGUGGUUUGUCAAGGCAUAGAACCAGUCGAAAAUUUCAGUGGUGGAGAGGAAGAUAUAAACCUCCACGAGAUCAUACUACUGCAUCUCUAACUGGUAAUAAUGCAUACAUUUUGUCAUAUGGAUCCAGCGAAGGAAUGAUCGCCGAACUUUAUACUGAAAACAUAGUAUCGUCGAAAGAACAAUGUCUUUCAUUCUGGCAUUACAAGACGGAUUCUAAACAUGUUUUGGAAGUAUUGCAGAAUAAAAUGAAAAUACACCAAGUAAACAGAACUUCAGCAAACAGAUGGAUCCGAAUAGAAAUUACCAUUGAGCAUUCUAUUCCAAAUUAUAUAUAUAAUCUUACGUUUAAGGUCGUUCGUGGUAUACAAGAUAUCGAUGGCAUUAUCGCUCUAGAUGAUGUUUUAUUAGUCAAUAGAGCUUGUACAGAUGUUAUUCAUCAGUGUGACUUUGAAAACGACGAAUGUAAUUGGCGAAAAUUGGACAAAUCAUCUGAUAAUUAUUCAUGGAUUCGUCACCUAGGAUACUCUGGAUAUAGCACAACAGGUCCAAAAACAGACCGUACCACAGGAUCUGGUUGGUAG